This is a messenger RNA of Alligator mississippiensis (American alligator), 7814 nucleotides long. It is a transcript of the gene XKR7, whose product is annotated as XK related 7. Gene Ontology annotation, cellular component: plasma membrane. The record is from RefSeq and is a predicted model, not a curated record. The transcript has 3 exons. Gene Ontology annotation, biological process: apoptotic process involved in development; engulfment of apoptotic cell; phosphatidylserine exposure on apoptotic cell surface. The coding region runs from base 371 to 1690 and encodes 439 amino acids. NCBI's taxonomy places the organism in Eukaryota, Metazoa, Chordata, Crocodylia, Alligatoridae.
CCGCGCCAUGGCGCCCGCCGGAAGUGCGCCCGCCCGGAAGUGCGCGCCGCCGGUCCGCCCGGAAGUGCGUCCUCCCGGAAACGCGGCCCCGCGCCCCAGGCCCGGCGCUGGGAAGGCCCGCCCCCACCAGGUGCCACCUGACCCGUGUGUCCCACGUGGGGGCGUACUUACCCCCCCAGGUGCCACGUGGGGCUGUGUCCUGGUCCUGCGUGGGGCGCCACGUGGGGGUGUUGCUAGACCCCCCCUCCCACUUCCCGCGUGGGCCUGUAAAUCCCCUCUUCUGCCCCCCCCGGCCCCCCCGCAGCAGUGAGGCCCCGUGGCCGAGCUGCACCCGUGGGCGGUGGACGGGGCGCAACGUGGCCACCCAGGGAUGCCGGGUGCACGGGGGACGGCCAUGGAGCCACCCGUGACCCCCCCGUGGGCAGGGUCUGGAUCCGCCACACGCCACGCUGGCACAGCCCGUGUCCUCCCGCCGUCCGGCCCUCGCGGGAUCGCGGACCGGCUCCCCGUGCUCCCAGACCCGGGCGCUGCUCGGAGGUACCUGCGCACCCUGUACCUGGGGCUGCAGAGCCGCUGGCAGGCCGAGCACCGGCGGCGCCACUUCUACUGGCGCAUGAUGUUCGAGAGCGCCGACAUCAACAUGCUGCGGCUGCUGGAGACCUUCCUGAAGAGCGCGCCCCAGCUCGUGCUGCAGCUCAGCAUCAUGGUGCAGCAGAACAGCAUCGAGCCCCUCCAGGGUCUCUCGGCCUCGGCCUCACUAGUGUCGCUGGCCUGGAUGAUCGCCUCGUACCAGAAGGUGCUGCGGGACUCGCGGGAGGACAAGCGGCCCAUGUCCUACAAGGGGGCGGUGGUGCAGAUCUUGUGGCACCUCUUCACCAUCGCCGCCCGCGCCAUCGCCUUCGCGCUCUUCGCCUCCGUGUUCCAGCUCUACUUCGGCAUCUUCAUCGUCACCCACUGGUGCAUCAUGACCUUCUGGAUUAUCCAGGGUGAGACCGACUUCUGCAUGUCCAAGUGGGAGGAGAUCAUCUACAACAUGGUGGUCGGCAUCAUCUACAUCUUCUGCUGGUUCAACGUCAAGGAGGGCCGGAGCCGGUACCGCAUGGCCAUCUACUACAUCAUCACGCUGGCCGAGAACGCGGCCCUCACCACCCUCUGGUUCCUCUACUACAACCGCGAGGCCACCUCGGACUUCAACGCCUUGCUCAUCGUCUGCGUCGUGGUGGCCAGCUUCGCCCUUGGCAUCUUCUUCAUGUUCAUCUACUACUGCCUCUUGCACCCCAACGGCCCCGUCUUCGGCCCCCAGGCCACGGGCUGCAUCUUCCACGAGGCGCCCGACACCUGCGCGGGGCCGCCCGCGGACGUGGUCACCAGCCCCCCGCGCUCCCUGCCACGGACUACAGGGGGGGAACGGGAGGGGGUGCCGGGGGACAGAGACAGCUGCGUGCCUGUGUUUCAGGUCCGGCCCAGCGUGCCCCCGACGCCUGUGGCCCGCACCCCGCGGACAGAAGGGCCCGUCAUCCGCAUAGACCUGCCCCGCAAGAAGUACCCGGCCUGGGACGCUCAUUUCAUUGACCGGCGGCUCCGUAAGACCAUCCUGGCGCUGGAGUACUCGUCCCCGGCCACGCCGCGCCUGCAGUACCGCACCAUGGGCACCUCCCAGGAGCUGCUGGAGUACGAGACCACAGUGUAGGGCCGUAGGACACCUGCCCCCGCCGAGGGGGCUGAGCCCACGGUGCAUUUGCGGAGGCCUUGGGGCACAGAGCCCAAAGGCAGCCAGGCUGUGCCCAGCCCCCCCCAGCACAGCACGGCAUGGCACGGCACGGCACGGCACGGUACGGUACGGCACAGGGGGGAAGCGUUGGUGCCCUGGAGCAGGCCAGUCCCAUUUCUUCUCAGCAUUUUGCCUUUUUUGUUCGUUAGCACUGACAGCCCCAUUCACCUCCUGCUCUGCACCCCCGCUGGGGGCAGCGAGGGCAACUGGUGCUAUUCCCCCACCCACCUCAAUGCGCUCCCCUCCCCUGCGGUGCCACGGCCACGUUUUCCACCCCUGGCAGCCUCGCCAGAUACCCCGUUCCCUGCCAUCGGGCUACGUCCGCCCUGGGUGGGGAAGGGUGGUCGCUGCUGAAAUACCUCACCUGCACCUGAGCCCAAAUAGCCACAGUCUUCGGAGCGCCUGCCCGAGCUCCUGGCGAGGGGUUGGGACAGGGAGCUGGCAGCCCAGGAGGGAAAUGCUCAGGCCCCAGCUUCAGCAACCAGCCUCAGGACGAGGCUUGGCUAGAGCCGAGGGCAGUGUGGGGGCCAGGAGCAGUGGGUGCGCCGGCGUUGACUGGGUGCAUGGUGCUGUGGGCAGCUUUGGGGUGGGUGAGAUGUGCCCGCGGGUGCUGGUGCCGGCAUGCCCUAGGGCCAGGGGUGCUGUGGCAAGUGGGCACAUUGCAGUGGGGUCAAGGGUGGGUAUUACUCCAACAUUUCCCAGCUCUGGGCUCCUCCAGGGCAGGGUGGGGACAAGGUCAGCAGCAGCCAAGGAGGCAGGUCUGCAGAGCCAGGCAGGUGUGGGAAGCUGGGGGCACCGGGUCCCUGCUUCUGUGCCAACGCCAAGCUGGGCUGGGUCUCAGGGAGGCAGGGGUUACAGGCAGCAUGCCCGGGGCCCUGCCCCACAAAGGGCCAGGCAUCUCCUGUGCUGGGGUGCAGCGGGCUGUCUCAGCUCAGGGCCUGGGGGCAGGCAGCAGGGGUGGGGGGCCUGGCGGGCGGGCACGGAGAGCUGAGCUGGAGCCUCCCCACAUUGUGCAGAGCCUGGCAGGGAUCUCACGCGGGGCGGGGCUGCCUCAGCUGUGCUCCUGACCCACUGCCCAGAGGAAGGGAGCUCCUGCCAACACAAUAGCUCCUGCCCAGGGGAAGGCCAGCAGGCAGGAAACACCGGCCCCUUUGCUGCCCUGGAGGCAGAGAUCCAAGCGCCGCCUUUCCCAGCCCCGCUGCUCAGGACAGAGCCACGCCAGGCCUCUGCCCAGGGCACCCGGCAGCUCCUGCCUGCCAUCCCCUGCUUGCAGUUUUCUGCCUCUAGAAAAUCUGCCAUUUUGCUAGUCGUGGGGGGAGAGGGAGGUCUUUGCCUUCGCUCACCAGCUGGCUGGGAAGGGAGUGGGUGCCCACGUGGGUGUGAGCAUGGAGGACCAGCCCUCCUGGUUAGCAGGAGCACGUGGGCACACACACAGCGCAGGGUCUGGGCUGGCACAGCCGCACCUCCAGUGCCAGACUCCGACCCUGCUGCUCGUGCCCAGGUGAUCCUUGUUGAUUAGCAAGGGCCGGCCUGGGCGGCACAAGGGCUGGGUGCGCCAUUCCCAUGGGCAGGCACGAGCACCAGGGGUCGGAGUCCCCCGUGGCACCUGCAGCAGGGUCGCAGCCAUGGAGAGGGUAGCGGGGAACCCAAGGAGUACGUAUUAGGAUCCAGAGGCCACCCAGGCAGCACCCGCAGCCAACUGGGGCCAAGCUCAGGUGCAAGGUGGGGGAUACAAGGGGGAGGCUGGGUGCUCCCCCCACCUCCCCGGCCCAGCAGGGCCAGGCCUAGUCUGGCUUUCCCUGUCCUUCCCCCUGUCCUGCAGGGGAUGGAGGGGAAGGAGCCGUGUGGGAGAUGCUGGGUCCCCAGGCUGCGUUGUGCCACGGCCUGUCCCGGUGCCCGGCGUCCCUGCCCGGCUGUGGUGCAGCAUCUGCUUGGCGUGAGCAGUGUGCGUGUGUGUGAUGUGAAACGAUCUACCUCAGCUGCGGCUGCUGGGCGGAGCGGGCACGGCUCGAUUGGAAAGACUGGAGCCCUGUUGUGCCAGGCGAGCGAGGUCAGCAGCUCUGGGCAGGCUCCCGGCUCCGUGUUGGGGGGUGGCCACUUCCCCCAUGGCAAGGAGACCUCCCUCCACGCUGAGAGCAGGGUCAGGCCCUUGGGUGUAUGUGGCCAGGGUCCUUGCUCGACCUGCGCUCGGGCCCGGCCCGGGGAGACUCCUGCAGGCAUGCGCGCUGGCUUUGCUGCCAGCCGGCCCCUGCCACCAGGGUCCCUGUCUGCACCUUCCACGGGGUCUGGCUUCAGGCUCUCCGCCCAGCCCCCUGCACUGGAGCUUUGCUAGGCGCUGGGCGUAUGGAGCACCAGGCACUGAGUGCACCUGCCCACCUGUGCGCUGCAGUGCUGGAAGGACGUGGUCCCCUGAGGGACCACGGGCACCAUCCCAGGGUGCUCUCCUUGGAGCAGGGUUUGCCUGGCAGGGGUCAUGGGGGCUAGUGCGCUCCCCACACACCUACGCAUUUCCAUUGCACACCGUGCCCUAGAUGAGCUUCCCUUCUCCAGUGCUGCCAGCUCACUGCAGAGAGCAGUAUCCCGUGGGGUGUAAAUCAGGCCGGGCUUGGCCCCUGGCACUGCAUAGCCUGGGUAGCAUGUGCUGGGUGGGGUGAUGCCUGCAGUCGCUGCGUGGUGCGGUCACCCGGCGUGCCCCUGUAGCCUGGUCUGUGCUCCCACCGUGAGCGUGUCACAUCUCUGCAGCGUGUUCACACCCUGCAUCUGCAUCCCCAUGCCCUGGCGGGACCUCGCAGCCUGUCUGCGGGGAUCUGCAUCCCCCUGCCCUGGCGGGACCUCGCAGCCUGUCUGCGGGGAUCCGGGCUUUGCCCGGCGCUGGCUGCUCUCACUGUGCCAAGGCUCCUGGAGACCAGCCCAGGCCGGGAUCUCAUCUCAGCAGUGCAAAUCUGCACUCGCCGGCCCUGCAUUUACCGGAGUAGAAACGAGAGCAGAAUCAGCCCCGCUAGCGUCGCGCCUGCACGGCUCCCCCACGCCCAGCCGGCCCCGUUACCCCGCACGCCUUCCACGCCGCACCGCACGCAGGCUGUGUGCUGGCCCCCUGCGCCGGCUGCAGCCUGCAUCAUUACAGCAAUUAGCAGAACGUUUGCAUUUUCUCUGGCAGAUUGUCACUGAUGCCAUCUGAGGCCUACCUGAUGGCAGGCAGCGUGCAGCUGGUGGCCCACUGUGGCUGGGGAGUUGGGGAAGUGAUGGAUGACAGGCCAGGAGCUGGUGGGAGGAGGAGGCUUUUCUGUCACCGACUCUUAGCACCUGGGGCCGGCAGGGCCAGGGUCAGGGUCAGACAGCGAGGGCAUGCCGGACAGUGUGUCCCCGCUGCUGACCGCCUGCACGGAGCUGCACGACCCAGGCUUUAACCUCUCGUUUGGGUGGCUGGUUUGCAAGGUUGGGGGCUCCGUACUGGCAGCGCUGGAGCCUGCCUGGCUGGAGCUGGUGGCUCUGGAGUCCUCCGCUCUAGUAACCCCGGAUUCGCCGUGCCGGAGGAUCUCUGCAGGGUGCAGGUUGUGUUUGUCCUUCGAUGGCUUUCUUGCCCCGGGAAAGCACGUUCAGCUCUGGAGUAAAGUGGCAGCUGGCAUCUGGUGAGCUGCUGGGGAAGGAGCCGUGUCUGGAGCCUGGGGUCUAGGCCUGGGAGUUGGGAGGUCGGGUCCGUUUGUGGCUGGGCUUCUCAAUCCCUGCAUCGAGUCACUGGGCCUUUGGGCAUGGGGUUGUCUCUGCUUGGCAAGGGUGCGAGGGCUGAUUUAACAGGGGUAAAGGGCUUGGCGAGUCCCAAAUGGUGCUAAUGAGAUGCUGUCCCCCUGGGUGCCCCCUGCCCUGCCUUCGACCUGCCCCCAGGAGCAGCACUGAGAAGACCACGUUGGUUUUCUAGCCCUGUAAAUGGCUCCCAGUUGCAAAGUCCUGCUUUUCCCAUCUGCAGGGCUCGGUGCUAGGCCAAGGGCUGAGCCGUGUUCUCACUUCACGCCUUGGCUUCGUGCUGUUGGCGUGUCACAGGCGCGGGCUCCCGGCACGCCCUGCCCUGCCCUGGGUUCCCGGGCUCCGGAGAAAGGAAGGGACUGAGAAAACUGCACAUUGCCCCGGUGCUUCCCCCCAACACGCCUCCUCCCUCUCUUCCCCUGGGGCAGCCUCCCUGCCCCAUUGCCUGGGUUCAGGCAGCCGGCCCUGGAGCAAAUUCAGAGCCAGGCGGGAAGCAAUUGCAGUGCCAAAAGCUCCGUGCCAGCUGGGGCAUGGAUGGGGCAUGUCCCAGGACACGCUGGGCUGUGCAGGAAGCCGGGGCUGCUCGGUUGGAGGUGCAGGUGGUGGCGGUGUGGACGGAGGGUGUUGGCAGCAGCCGGCGACUCAGAGCCUCCAGGUGCUACGUCGCGAGGCCAGCGGGGCCUGCGGUCACUCGCUGAGGUGGAGGGGAUGUCCCGGAGGCCUGUCAGGGGGGUGUUGCUGCACCGGUGGGGCAGCAAGGUCGCUGCGGAUGGGGUCCAGGGCUGCCCUGGGCUUGUGCUGGGCGCGUGCGGACGAGUGCAGGGCGUUCUGCUUUGUGCGGGAGUGUGCAUGUGCAUGCGUGCGUGUGUGUGUGCAGGUGCACGCGUGUUCAUCGGUGCUCUGUGAUGCGACCCGGUUCGGCGCACGUGACCUGAGCUCUCCGGCCUUCCCAGCUUCUGGCUGGCACAGGGGGGGCAGAGGACGGGUCACAGCUUCCCAGGGAUACCCCUCGGUUUGCCAGGAACAAGGACCCCCCUGAACAGAGCUGGUAUAUGGCUGUUGCAGAGGGCAUGAUGGUCUCAGGCAGGCCGAGGCACAUCCAGGGGGGAUCCGGCCCGGGCUCAGCCAUGACCUCGAGGGGAUGCUGAUGCUUUGGGAGGGAUGGGCAGGUCUGUCUGUGUCCUGAGCCACGGGCACGUGAUGCCACAGACGAGUCUUCUCGGGGAAGCGUGGGGACGGGCACCCGCUGAUCCAAGGGCCAAUCUUCUAUGCACUCUAGCCACGGUAUUCUCAGCCUCCCGCCUGCUCCGGGAGAGGGGAAUCUCAUCGCACCUGCAAUAAUCUUAAAGGUAGUCAGCGGCUGGAUGCCGGUGGGGGGGCAGACCCGGGACGGGGCAGACAGGCCGAGCUGCCCCAGCUCCUCUCUCCUCCCCUGGCAGGUGGUUCCCUCCCAUGCUCACGUCCGUCUGCCUCUCAAGGCGCCAGGGCAGGAGAGACGAGGUCCGAGGGAGCCAGGCGGGUCUCUGCGGACGAAGCAGUGCCCUGCUCUGUGGAUCCGAGCCCCGCCGGGAUGGGACACGUGCAUCCUGUGUGGCCGUCGCUGAACUCUCGAGAGGGCUGGGGACCACCCCCCAGGGCGAAAAGGCAGCCGUGGGGAUCCCCAUCCGUGCCACCACGUUGCCCCCGGGGUAAGGAGAGGUGAGCUGGACCCUGAGGGGGAAGGGGAGUAUCCAGAGCCCAGAUGAAGGGGCUCCAGCCAAAUCCAGGCCCCAGCUCAGGCUCAAGUUCGGCCCAUGGCUCGGCGGGGUCGGGCCGUUCGGGUCCAGUCCAAGCUCCAGGUUCUGACGGUGCCGCGGGAGUGAGGCCAUGCUGCCCCCAGCACUCGGGGAGCUGGGCCAGGGCUUGGGCAGCUCUCUCCGGCUCGAAAGCGCUGGCGGCGGGGAGCUGCAUGGGGGCGCUGGCUGCUGACUCCCAGGGUCCGAGCUGCGUGCCGUGCGGCCCCACAGGCCCCUUCAGCUUGCCUUGAGCAGGUCUCUGGGAGACGUCUCCUCCCCACGCCCUCCCGCCGGGAUCUGGACGCCCUGCGGUCACGGCCCUGGACUGUAAAUACUGUGUGUGCCACCGUCUUCUUCCUUCCGGCCGGCGCGGUGCGGCGCGGCGGGGCAGGGCAGGAUGGGCCGGGCCGGGCCAGGCGGGAGGAGCCCGAGGUUCUGUACUGAGACUUUUUUGUAUACCACAAACUUUUUGUAUAUUUUUAAUUUUGCUGCAACAUGAGAUAUUAAAGUCAUUUCAGUAAACCCCA